Messenger RNA from Cloeon dipterum, 2129 nucleotides. Its product is annotated as chondroitin proteoglycan-2-like. The coding region runs from base 141 to 2051 and encodes 636 amino acids. NCBI's taxonomy places the organism in Eukaryota, Metazoa, Arthropoda, Insecta, Ephemeroptera, Baetidae. Gene Ontology annotation, cellular component: extracellular region. Gene Ontology annotation, molecular function: chitin binding. The record is from RefSeq and is a predicted model, not a curated record. The transcript has 2 exons.
CUCUCGGAUUAAGAUACGAGCCAAUUUGGUAUAUAUAUGCGAGCAUCCGCCUACAGCAGCAUAUUCACUUCAAGUGUUUAAACUCACAGCAGUUUGUACCAACCUACUAGGUAACAGAGGUACGAGGCUCACAACACAAAAUGAAAAGUGUUCAACUAGCAUUAUUUUUACUCGCGGCCUGUGUCAGUUCCGCGCUCUCGCAAACCACCUCUGCUCCUACAGGAUGUGAAACCGUGUCUUGUCCUCCCCUUAACGGGGAAUUAGCCGAGCACAAACCCCAUCCCUUCAGAUGCGACAGUUUCUGCAAAUGUGACUGGGGAAAAGCCAUUUAUUUCAAGUGCCCUGACGGACUUCACUUUAACAAAAUCAAAGAAGUUUGUGACUGGCCUGAGGCCGCUGGCUGCGAAAACUCUGGAGGAGUCACGGACCCUGAAUGCGACCUGACUACCCCUUCCGCACCAGGAGGAGGGUCUGACCCACCCCCUACUACAGGAGGAGGGUGCUCCAAUGUCAUUUGUCCUGAGGAUAGCAACUCCGGUCUGGCGAUUCACCUACCCAACCCUGACGACUGCGGAAGCUUCUGCAAAUGUGACUGGGGAGUUCCCAUCUACUUUGAUUGUCCUGCUGGCCUCCACUUUAAUCCGGAACUGCAAGUUUGCGACUGGCCUGAAAGCGCCGGUUGCAUUGAAGGAGAUGAGCCGCCUACAGGCCCAAUCAACGGCUGUCAAUAUGUCCGCUGCUCAAUUUCAGAAGAUGGAUCGCUUCCUAACCCUUUGGAGUGUGAAAGCUACUGCCUUUGUGAAAAUGGCACCGCUAAUUGGAAACAAUGUCCUUCUGGUUUGCACUAUAAUGCAGAGAGACAGGUCUGCGAACAUCCCCUUAAUGCUGGAUGCGAAAUCUUCAUCACAGAGCCAACCAACCCACCAACCAAUCCGCCAACCAACCCACCAACCAACGCACCAACCAACCCACCAACCAAUCCGCCAACCAACCCACCAACCAAUCCGCCAACUAAUUCAACAAACAGGCCUCCCGUACUUUGUUCCAACGUCAUUUGCCCUGAGAACAGCAACGCAGGUGAAGCCAUCCAUCUUCCAAAUCCAGAAGAUUGCGGCAGCUAUUGCGUCUGCGAUUGGGGACGUCCAAUUCUAAUGCCAUGCCCCCCUGGACUGCACUUCAACCCCGCGACGUCAACCUGUGACUGGCCUAGCAAUGUAAACUGCAAUGGAACAGGAGGACCAGCAGACCCAGGAGCAGAUGAGGAUAACUGCCCAAGUGCCUCCUGUCCCGCUGGCGAAUGUGGAGGCGUUAAUGUCCCCAACCCCGGCAAAUGUAAUAGCUUCUGCAGGUGCACUAACGGCACUGGAAUCUUCAAGCCAUGCCCUCCUGGACUUCAAUUUAACCCUGCAUUGGGAAUUUGCGAUUAUAGCGGUAGUUGCAAUGGUAACGGUGAAGAAAUAACCACGACGAACCCACCAGAAAUUAGCACUGUGACCACAAACGCUCCGCCCACCACUACGAAGAAUCCAACCCCUACUUCAAAUCCACGUCCAAUCUGCCCUAACGUCAAUUGCCCCGAAAUCAAUGAAGGAGACGCCGUUCACCUUCCCAACCCUGGUCACUGCGACAGCUUCUGCAAGUGCGACUGGGGCACUGGCUACCUCUUCGACUGCCCUGAUGGCCUCCACUUCAAUCCAAACCUACAGGUUUGCGACUGGCCUCAGGACGCAGGCUGCACAGAAGAGGGUGGUGUUCCUGGUGUGACCACCACUACCUCUCCCGGCGGAAAUCCCACCACUACCUCUCCCGGCGGAAAUCCCACCACUUCCGACCCAGUUACCCCACCUCGACGAACCUGUCCUAACGUUAGGUGCCCCUUAAUCAAUGGAGAAUAUGCUCUUCACCUCUCCAACCCUGGCCGUUGCGACAGCUUCUGCAAGUGCGACUGGGGAGUCGGCUAUCUCUUUGACUGCCCCGAUGGCCUCCAUUUCAAUGCCGAAAAGCAGGUUUGCGACUGGCCCCGGGACGCUGGAUGCGACCCUUCUGCUUAGCUUAGCCCAACUCAGACUUUGAAAUUAAACCUAAUUGGCCUGCACCUAAGUAUUAAUAAAUUCUAAGUCAACCGCAUA